AUGACACCAAACCCGACUACAACUACUAAAACCACUAUUUCUGUUGAUGAUUCCUCAUCUUGGACUGAUAUUCCUUUUGCUAGACUUCAUGGAGAUAUCUCGAAAAAACUUAAUGGCAACAAUCUCGGUCCAACUGAUAUUCCUUUUGUUACUUCGGUCUCUGAUACCUCUUUGUUCAUUCGUCGUUCCGCUGAGAGUGUGAUAUUUCUUUUGGUAUAUGUUGAUGAUAUCAUUUUAACGGGGUCUUCUAUGGAGUGUAUUCAAUCUCUUAUGCAUACUCUUCAUAACGAAUUUUCUCUUAAGGAUCUAGGCUCGCUGUCAUACUUUCUUGGCAUAGAAUUCACACAGCUCUCUAAUGGAUUGUUUCUUUCGCAACGCCGCUACAUUGAGGAUCUUCUUGUUCGUGCCAAUAUGCAAGGAGCUAAACCAGUAACCACUGAUUUGCAUCCAGUUGAUAGUCCCUUGCUGUCUGAUGUUACUAUGUACAGGAGUUUGGUUGGUGGUCUUCAGUAUCUCUCUAUGACAAGACCGGAUAUUUCCUUUGCAGUUAAUAAGGUAUGUCAGUUUAUGCAUAAACCCGCGGAAGCUCAUUUGAUUUUCGUUAAACGUAUCCUUCGCUACUUGCAACAUACAUCUACCUUUGGUAUUUUUCUGCGUCCCGAACGAGAUUUGCAGCUUAGUUUCUCAGCAUAUAGUGAUGCUGAUUGGGCGGGUAACCAUCUUGAUCGUCGUUCUACAAGUGGAUAUUGUGUUUAUCUUGGUUCCAAUCUUAUUUCUUGGAGUUCUCGUAAACAGCGUACAGUUUCCUGA
Papaver somniferum (opium poppy) is the source of this 810-nucleotide messenger RNA. RefSeq lists its product as uncharacterized. The record is from RefSeq and is a predicted model, not a curated record. The transcript has a single exon. The coding region runs from base 1 to 810 and encodes 269 amino acids. NCBI's taxonomy places the organism in Eukaryota, Viridiplantae, Streptophyta, Magnoliopsida, Ranunculales, Papaveraceae.